CCGCGUCCGGGAUGCUGCCUCUGCUGCGCUGCGUGCCCCGAGCCCUGGGCGCCGCUGUCACCGGCCUCAGGGCCGCGGCACCCGUGUCCGCGCAGCCGCUGCGGCAGCUGCUGCAGCCCAGGCUCCGGCCGUGCCUGCGACCCUUCGGGCUGCUGUGCGUGCGCGCGGGGUCGGCGCGGCGGUCCGGCCUCCUGCAGCCUCCCGCGCCUUGUGCCUGCGGCUGCGGCGCGCUGCACACCGACGGAGACAAAGCUUUUGUUGAAUUUCUGACUGAUGAAAUUAAGGAAGAAAAGAAAAUUCAGAAGCAUAAAGCUCUUCCAAAGAUGUCUGGAGGUUGGGAGCUGGAAGUGAAUGGGACAGAAGCUAAAUUAGUGCGGAAAGUUGCUGGUGAAAAGAUCACAGUCACUUUCAACAUUAACAACAGCAUCCCACCAACAUUUGAUGGCGAGGAGGGGCCUUCACAAGGGCAGAAGACUGAAGAGCAGGAGCCGGAACUGACGUCAACUCCUAAUUUUGUGGUUGAAGUUAUAAAGAACGAUGGGGGAAAGGCCCUUGUACUGGACUGUCACUAUCCGGAGGAUGAGAUUGGACAAGAAGAAGAGGCCGAGAGUGACAUUUUCUCUAUCAAGGAAGUUAGCUUUCAGGCCGCUGGUGACUCAGAAUGGAAGGAUACUAAUUACACACUCAAUACUGAUUCUCUGGACUGGGCUCUGUAUGACCACCUAAUGGAUUUCCUUGCGGACCGAGGGAUAGACAACACAUUUGCAGAUGAGUUGGUAGAGCUCAGCACAGCCCUGGAGCACCAGGAAUACAUCACCUUUCUGGAGGACCUCAAAAGUUUUGUCAAGAGCCAGUAGGACUGUCAGAGGCACUGAAGACCUUACUUUUAUGGCAAGCUUGAGCCAGUGAACAAAACCUACCCUGAUACCAGUAUGUGCUUUGAAAUGGUUGUCAUCCUAUUAUCAUGGAAAAAAAUAUAUACAACUGGUUUAAAUUAUUACUCCUAUGCUGUCAUUACUAUUCAUUUAGAACUUUUUCCUGUACAAAUCUGUUAUUUCUAGAUUUUUAUAUAACAUGAUGGAUAAUAAAAUUAGCUUCAUCUCCUCCAA
Jaculus jaculus (lesser Egyptian jerboa) is the source of this 1109-nucleotide messenger RNA. RefSeq names its product complement C1q binding protein (gene C1qbp). Gene Ontology annotation, cellular component: mitochondrial matrix. Bases 12 to 857 code for a protein of 281 amino acids. The record is from RefSeq and is a predicted model, not a curated record. Lineage: Eukaryota; Metazoa; Chordata; Mammalia; Rodentia; Dipodidae. The transcript has 6 exons. Gene Ontology annotation, biological process: cytosolic ribosome assembly.